This is a messenger RNA of Numida meleagris (helmeted guineafowl), 3948 nucleotides long. Its product is annotated as leukocyte immunoglobulin-like receptor subfamily B member 5. Lineage: Eukaryota; Metazoa; Chordata; Aves; Galliformes; Numididae. Bases 1169 to 2140 code for a protein of 323 amino acids. The record is from RefSeq and is a predicted model, not a curated record. The transcript is spliced from 3 exons.
UAAUCCUAACUUGUAACCCUAACCCUAAGCCUCACUCUAACUCUAUCCCUAACCCGUAACCCUAAACCUUAACCUAAACCUAACAGUCACCCUAACCCUAACCUUGACCCUCACCUUAACCCUCACCCAAACCUGAUCUCAUAGCUGAACCUUAACCAUAACCACAACUCCACUCCUACCCCUACCCCCACCAUGUCCCACCCACACCCCAUCCUUCAGCCGCCCCCCGCCCUGCCCAAUAUGACGGCAGCUCUGCCCCACUGUGGGAGUUUGCAUGUGCAAAAUGACACCUGUGCAGCUGUAUGCCUGCACAAAUGUGUGCGUGUUGUGAACACGUGUACUUAGAGCAUAGAACGUGAAGGUGUGCUCUGGGUACUCAACACCAAAUGUCAUUACACAUGUGUAGCAAGUCCUGUGGUCAUAUGCUGUCCAUGUGUGCUGUCACAUAUGCACAAUAAAUGUACGUACACAUGUACUACAUGAUUAACCCUGAGCCUUUGAGUGUGUAUGUGUGACACAAUACAUGUACACCAAUGUGUGUACACAACAAUGCACGUCUGUGUCCUUAGCAUGCAGUUCCCGUGUUGGCACUCCAUGUGUGUCAGCACUGCACACACAUGUCCAUAGCAUGUGCCUGAUGUCAGUACCACAUGUGUGCCCCACUAAAAAUGUGUGUCCUCAUACUGUGCCCCAUGUCUGUGUGAGUGUCACUGUGUCCCCAAAGGUCCCUGCUGAUGUCCCCAGUGGGGAUAGCAGAGGAAAGUGCAGUGGGGACAGAGUGUGGUACCCAAAGCGUGUGGUGACAGCUGGACUUGUUGGAGAACACAUGUGACAUCCCAUGUGGGACAUCCCAUUGCAGUACGUGUCCUGUGUUUGGCAUCCCAUGGGGCACACCUUGCAAGGCCAUGCCCUGGCAGUCCACUGGGGACAGUGUGUGACACCCAAGCGAUGACAAUCUGCAAAGGGCAACCCAACGGGGACUGUUUGCAUCGCUCCAUGUGUAACACAUUACUGGGGACCCCACAGUGCCACCACCCCUUUGGGCACGACACUUGCCACAUCAGGAGGUGACCUCACAGCAUCCUGUCUACAAGAGGAACUGACACCAGCUAUCCAGACUCCACCUGUUCCCACUGCAGUCUCACUGUCCCCAAGCUGAUCCUGCCUCAUGGCACCAGUGGCGCGGGCCCUCACCCUGGGUUGGAGUCUGGUGGCAGUGAUCAGGGCACAGCACCUGCCCCGACCCUCCCUGUGGCUGCACCCCAGCCAGGGGGUGUCCGUGGGUGACAAUGUCACCCUGCGGUGCCAUCUGCCCUGGCCGGUUGCCUGGGUCUGGCUGUACCAGGAAGGAGGUUGGACAUACAGCAAGAGCAAGGACAAGCAGCAGGACGCAGCUGAGUUCUCCUUCAUCAGCACAAGUCGGGAACACGCAGGUACAUAUCGGUGCCAGUACCGGGAGCCUGAGUCAGCAAAGAUAUCAGAGCAGAGUGACCCCGUGCAGCUGGUGGUGACAGGUGAGGGCACUGGGGACAGUGGAUGGCUCUGGGGGCUCCCAGCAGGACCAUGUCCCAGUGCUGUCCCCUCCGCUCAUGCAGAUCACAGCUUCCCACCACCCGACAUCUCCCUUCGCCCUGAGGAACGUGUGGGGACAGGGACCAAUGUCACCUUCCACUGCUGGAACAAGGGUUUUGAGGCCACCUUCCUCCUGCACAAGGAUGGGUGUUCAGCUCCUGUACAGCACCAGGUCUCCAGUUGGGGGGGUGCAGCAAAUUUUACAGUCUUUGGGGUGGCCCCAGCAGAUGCUGGCACCUAUAGGUGUUCCUACCGCCCCUGGCAUUACCCCCAUCUGUCCUCUCCCCUUGGAGACAGUGUGAUGCUGGAGGUAACACCCACACCUGCACCCCCAGGUAAGUCUGAUCCCUUUUUUCAGUGCACCCCCUGCUGUGGAUGGGUGGUGUCUCACUGCAUCCAGUCUGCAUGGGGGUUGUGGAUGGCAACAGGAACAACCAAACACCCCACAGGUGCCAAAGAAUUGUCCCGUGCAAAUCUGGUGAUAGCACUGGUGAGGGGCUUGGUCGCUGCACUCGUCUUUGGCCUUGGAGUCUUCUUUGUCAUUGAUGCCCGCAGCCUCUGGAGAUGAAGAGAUGAGAGCUCUGGUGAGGAAGGGGUUAAAUGUCUCCUAUCCCCUAUAGAUCCCCCCAGUGUCCCCUGCCCACCCUUCUAUCCCCUAUCGAUCCUCCCAGGUGUACCUUCCUGCCCCUUGAUCCCCUAUAGAUUCUCUAUAGGGCUCCUUGUACGUGACUCAAGGCCUCCCCAUAACCCCCACCUGCUCCACUCCACCCAUGACACAGUUGCCCCCCAAAAUGCCUGACACCGUGCACUUCCAGGUCAUUGUCUGGGUCAGGGGACUCAAAUCCCAACUUGCCCCUAGGGGCCUCACCAAAGCCCACCACGGAAACCCAAACCCUGUCCACAAGACAAUAAAUUUCAAGAAAAUUGAAUUCUGCAUUGUGGGGAAACUCCAGACACAAAAUCUCAGCCCUCAGACACGCUGCAGCCCUCCAGGCCAUCAACAUGCCCCAGACCCCAUAAAGCACCCACAUACCAAGUAGAAGGAACCCCAAAACCCACACAUAUGGUACACCAAUAUCUGACUCAUGGGGGUGACAGAUCUAAUCCCCUGUGGACCCACAAUCCCUAAACACUCCCACACCCUGCAGGCACACCCAAACCACAGCAGGACCCCCCGAUAUCUCCCAUGGGAUCCCCAACUCUCAGUCCCUCCCAAACUCCAGACCCACCCUCUUGGACUCAGCCCUCAAAUACCCUCACCAUAGGCCCCCCUACAAAGGAGGUUGGAGACCCCCAUGGUGGCACCUCACUGUUCCUCCGUGUCUCCAGGUACCCCCAGUGACAGUGAGUGUCUGACCUGCACCAAGAUUCAUGCUGUGACCCCUGGUCCCCGGGCACCCAGGGCAGCUGACACCCCUCAGCCCCCCAUUAACUACAGCAAGGUGGGCACUGGGGGACCCCGCUGAUAGCCACACACACACAAUGUCUUGUUUUUUAGGUGCACUGAAAUGGACAGACCCCAGAUUCCCCCGACUGGAGCUCACUGAUCCCCUUACACCCCCAAAUCCCAAGGAAUCUAACAUCCCCAGAUCCUCCCCUGUGCACCUCGUCUCAUUCCCACACACCAAAUCCCUCAAUUCCCCACUCUAACCCCCACAUCCUCCCUGAUCCACCUCAAAUUCCACAACAUCCCUGGAGAUUCCAAAUCCUCUUCAUUCCAGCCCAAGACGCAAAACCAUUCCUACGGGACCCCAAAUCCUUCCCAAUCCACUCCUACCAGUACCCAUUAACCGCACACCACGUGUUAUCAACCUCCACUUUGAUCCCCUCUAGAUCCCUCCAGGUGUCUCUGGCCUGCCCUUCAGUCCUGCUCUCAGCAUCAGUCGGUGGGUUUGGGGCCACUGCUUUGUGCAUCAUUUUGUAAAUAUGUACCUGUGUUAUCCUGAUAUCACCCACGGUGAUUUCUCUCUUCAGUCUCAGUAAAUAGAUUUUAUUACCACCUGUGAGUUCUGCCUUUUUGUCUUCUACCCCACUGGGAGGGAUCAGUGAGAAUCCAAGCUGUGUGGUGCUGAGCUGCUGCCGGGUGCCAGCACUGCAGUCCUUGUGGUGGGGGCCCAGCGUGGAGCGCAAAGGGUGGAGAUCCCAACAGAUGUGAGCAGAGCGUGUUCCAACACAACUGCUCUCAGCUCUCAGUGGGACUUCAGCCACCGGAGGAGCACUCGCAAUGCCCCCCUCUCAUCCAACCCACACAGCCCAGCUCUGCAACUCCUCAAAAUGCACCGGCAUCUCUUUUCUCCUCCUCCCCCUCUCACGUUCUUCCUCAGCUUCUCUCCAUGUUCUCUCUUCUCUUUCUUAUUCUCUCUCUUCCUCCUUCUC